AUGGACGAAUAUAGAAAAGAACUGGCAAGUGUGAAAGAUGAAAUUAUGAGAACCGAGAUACAAAUUCGGAACCUGACAAAGCGUCAUUCGAAUUUGCUGCAAAAGAAAGAAGAACUUGAAUAUUUAAUUACUGAAUGCAAAGUCAAAGCUGAAGAUGAAGGCAAAGUCUGGGAUGACACAAAUUUUCCAUGGAGUGAUAAACUGCAGAAUAGGAUGUCAUCUGUGUUCCAUAUUGAGAAACUGCGUCCUUUGCAGUUGGAGACAAUGAAUGUAACAAUGUCUGGCAAAGACUGUUUCUUAAUCAUGCCAACAGGAGGUGGGAAAAGUUUGUGCUUUCAGUUACCAGCUCUUAUCAGCAAGGGUAUCACAUUGGUUGUCUCACCUCUGAUCUCUUUGAUUGAAGACCAACUGGUUUCCCUCGAAAUGCAUGGUGUCGAGGCUUGCACCUUGAAUUCUGCAACAGGAAAAGAAGAGACCAAUAGAAUUAUGAAUGCCAUGUUGGACCCGAAUGCGUCCCUGCGAUUACUUUAUGUGACACCUGAAAAACUUGCAAAAAGCAAACGCUUCAUGGCCAGGCUGGAAAAGAUGCACAAAGCCGGAAGAUUUGCGCGUCUUGUUAUUGAUGAAGUCCAUUGUUGCUCUCAGUGGGGACAUGAUUUUCGGCCAGAUUAUAAAUUUCUGGGAAUCAUGAAGACCCAAUUUCCAGAUGUCCCAAUUCUUGGACUGACUGCAACAGCCUCUUCAAAAGUGAUUACUGAUGUCAAGAAAAUCCUUAAUUUGCCACAUAGCUACAUCUUCCGAGCUUCCUUUAACAGACCAAAUCUUUUUUAUGAGGUACGAGAAAAGCCUAUUGCUGCCAAAGAUGUGCUGAAUGAAAUCAGUAAUUUGAUUCAAGGAAAAUUUAGAGGCAAAUCUGGCAUUGUCUAUUGUUUUUCACGAAAAGAAUCUGAGGAUGUGACAGUUGGCCUGCGUGAACUAGGAGUAAGAUGUGGGUGUUACCAUGCAGAUCUUGACAAUAUGGAUCGAAAGCGAACGCACAAGGCUUGGCUCUCAAAUAACAUCCAGGUAAUUGUGGCCACAGUUGCUUUUGGAAUGGGCAUUGACAAACCCGAUGUAAGAUUUGUGAUCCACCAUUCACUCAGUAAAUCCAUGGAAAAUCUUUACCAGGAAGCUGGAAGAGCAGGUCGUGAUGACAAGUUCUCUAAUUGCAUCAUAUAUUACCGCCUUCGAGAUGUGAUGCGUCAAAGCACCAUGGUCUUUUCAGAACAAAAAGGAAUAGAAAAUCUAUAUGGACUCAUGGACUAUUGCUCUGAUAUUGAAAGAUGCAGGCGCACAAUGAUUGCAAACCAUUUUGGGGAAAGCUCUGGUCCCAUUGACUGCAAUAAGAUGUGUGAUAUUUGCAAAUCUAAAUCUUUUUAUGUUUUUAGAGAAAAAAAUGUCUCUACUCAAUGUCUGGAUAUCCUGAAGCUGGUGACCCAUGGUGUGAAGAUUGACAAGAAACUAACCUUGAACAAAUUGUUGGAUGCCUGGUUUGGCAAAGGACCUCCAGGUUCCAGACUGAAAGAAGUGAAACCCCCAAAUCUAACGAUGGAAACCUGUGAAAGGAUCGUCGCCACCAUGUUAAUGCGGGGACAGUUGAAAGAAGAAUUCCAUUUCACUCCUUAUUCAACGAUUAGCUAUUUGAUAGCUGGUCCCAUGGCAUCUAUUUUAAAAGCUGGUCAAGAAUUUUUAAUGAAGUUUCGUGUGAGAAAAGCUCCAGGCUCUUCUGAUUCUCUUUCUGUUGGUGACUCAAAAGGUAAAAACAAAAGCAAAAAAUCUAUCACUCUCUUGGAGAGCGAUGAAGAGAAUGACAAUCGUCGAGACGUUUUCGGCAGCACGGCCGAGGCGCACGGCCGAUGCGCACGGCCGAGGCGCACGGCGAAGACUGGCAGCCGGCCGGGUUCGGCGGCUGCCGCUUCUCGCGCGCCCGCGGGACCGGACCCACGUGCGCGGCAGCUAGCUCGCCCGCAUGCCUACCGCCUUGCCCCCGAGACAGGCAGGCAGGCAGGCAGGCAGCUGGCUUUGACAUUGCUUUUCUUUAAGGUUCGGUCGGAAUUCAGCAGACAAUCGUCGACGCGUUUUCGGCAGCCCGCACAGUAA
This is a messenger RNA of Acanthosepion pharaonis, 2139 nucleotides long. Lineage: Eukaryota; Metazoa; Mollusca; Cephalopoda; Sepiida; Sepiidae. The record is from the annotation of a GenBank genome assembly.